This is a messenger RNA of Catharus ustulatus (Swainson's thrush), 934 nucleotides long. RefSeq names its product cathelicidin-B1-like. Bases 116 to 889 code for a protein of 257 amino acids. Gene Ontology annotation, biological process: defense response to Gram-positive bacterium; innate immune response; defense response to Gram-negative bacterium. The record is from RefSeq and is a predicted model, not a curated record. Gene Ontology annotation, molecular function: lipopolysaccharide binding. The transcript is spliced from 4 exons. Gene Ontology annotation, cellular component: extracellular region. Lineage: Eukaryota; Metazoa; Chordata; Aves; Passeriformes; Turdidae.
ACCUGACCCUUGCCUGGCUCAGGCCUUUCAUCCCCACCAGGCUCUGGAGCACCCAUGGCCAUGUCUGUCACCAGUGUCACCCCCUGGUCACACAUUCCCUGCCCUGGACACCCCAAUGCCAGGGGGGACCCCAAACCCUGUGGCCUCUCCCCUACUGGCUGAAGGUGCUGAUAGACACACCCAUCCCCAGGGAUGGGGACAGGGCGGGCUGGACUGGGCUGCUGGCCAGAAUCAUCCCACCUGGAAUGCCCCGCUGUCCCAGCCCCCCGGCAGCUGCCAUAAAAGUGCUGGUGACUCGGUGGGAAGCAGGAUCCAGGAUCCAGGAGCUGGGAUGGGGCUGUGCCGAGCGCUGCCACUGCUGCCACUGCUGCUGCUGGGGCUGGCUGGAGCCACCACAACGGCACCACAUGGAUCCACCGCAACUCGGGAUGGAUGGAAUGGAAGCACGUUGUCCUCACCAGGGACCCUGAGCUAUGGGGACGUGGUGGCAGCGGCCGUGGAGCUGCUCAAUGCCAGGGCUGUCAGUCCCUACGUCCUGCGGCUCCGGGAGACUCUGCCCCGGCCCGGGUGGCCCUCAGACCUGCAGAGCCGGAAGGAGCUGAGCUUCACCCUGGAGGAAACGACGUGCCGGACACCAGGAAUGACCAAUGGCAGCUGCAGGAGCCGCUGGCUCGGGGCGGUGACCUUGUGCCAGGGCUCUGUUUUCCUGGAGGGGCAGCAGCCCACGGUGGAGCUCUCCUGUGAGAAGGCUCCGGCCACGUUUGGCCGGGUCUGGAAAUCCAAGGUCAAAGAUUUCUUUGGCAAGAUCAAACAGCGUUUCCGAGGUUUCUUCCAGUGCGGCCGGAUUUGGAUCCGGGAUAGGCUUAAUCUCAAGGCACCCAAACCCUGAGGGGUGACAUUGCUGUGUCCCCAGCCUGUGUGUCCUGCCUGUGCC